AACUCACAGUUGGGUGUUGAGUUAUUUUUUAAGCUACUCAGAAAAUCAAAUGUAGACAGAACCAAAUGGGGUUGAGAGCGAGAGGUGUGGGGGCAUUGCCAAACCUCAUUCGAAGCCUCCGGAAGGAAGCCCACCCAAAGCAACAAUCACUUCCGUCUCUGAGGCGCGGCUUCUCUCUCUACGAUCAGAUCAAUCUCAUCGACAACGUCCCUGAUGACCAGCUUCGCUUUCAACGGUACACUGAGACAGGAUUCAGAGUGAAUGGGGUGGACUAUGAAGGAAGCUUGCUUUGUGUUGGAAAUAUGUUGAUGUCUUGGGCUCCCACCAAAUUCUCUCAUGUCACUCCUGAUAGCUUAUCAAUGUUCCAAAUCGUGCGGCCUAUACCUGAGAUUUUGAUUCUUGGCACUGGGAGAAACAUUGAACCCGUAGAUCCUGAACUACGACGCUUCAUUCGCUCUACGGGAAUGAAGUUGGAAGCCGUUGACUCGAGAAACGCCAUAUCAACUUACAACAUACUGAAUGAGGAAGGUAGGAUUGUGGCUGCUGCGCUUUUACCGUACGGAGCUUCUUAAUGGUGCCUUGACCCAGUGCAAGAUGAGUGCUUUCUGCGUCCUAACAAUCAAUCUUCUUCCUCACUAGGUACAUCAAUUUUCGUAGUGUAGUUAAGGUGGUCUGUUGCUGCUGUAUGCAUGCUCAAGUAAUUCAUUCUGAUAUGUUAAGCAUAUCUCUAUGGUAGAUACCCUCGAGGCUAUGUUAAAAAUCUUACUGCAGAAGUUCGUGAGAAAAAAAGAGACUAUUCUUGCGGAAAUUUUCCGAAUAAAAUCAUCAAUCAUCUUGAAGUUCAAGUAUAUUCCAAUAUGAAUAAAGUUGGAAUUUGUGAAA
Molecule: messenger RNA, 882 nt
Organism: Prunus persica (peach)
Lineage: Eukaryota; Viridiplantae; Streptophyta; Magnoliopsida; Rosales; Rosaceae
Product: NADH dehydrogenase [ubiquinone] 1 alpha subcomplex assembly factor 3
Exons: 5
Coding region: 66-572 (168 amino acids)
Biological process (GO): mitochondrial respiratory chain complex I assembly
Cellular component (GO): mitochondrial inner membrane
Source: RefSeq, a predicted model, not a curated record